AUGCAUAAGAAAAAACCGUGUUAUCAAUGUUGUAGUUCAUCAUCGGCCAGUGUUUACAACAGACAAUUAGAUGGCAAUCUUUUAUGGAAUGAUGCAGUCAGCAUAGCUUUAUCUCGUUUAUUAGCAAAUGGAUUAUUGAGUGACAUUAAUUUAUUUUGGGAGGGUAGUAUACCUGCAGCAUCAGACCCAAAUGAAUGCCGACGUAAUCCGAUCAAGCCGGAAGAAAUACAUGAAUUUGGUGUUACGCAGAAUUCGGCUUUAGCCCGUAUAUUAUCAACUGGUAUAUUUCGAGUUAUUAUAGCUGGUACACCAGAUAGCAAUUGUGGACCACCGUGUCUUGUUGAUUCAGACAACAAUAGAAAUUCUAGUGAUUUCUUUUACAAUGGUACAACACAACAAAUAACUGCUGGAUAUCUGUUUGAUUUUUAUACAUUUUUGGGAUAUGAACUAAGUCAGAUCUUAAAUGUUGUCGUUCAACCAACGUUUAUUUUUUCUGGAGGUGAUGGUACGUUCGAUCAAAUUGAGCUAAUAAUAAAUAAUAAUCAAGCUGAAAUUAGUGACCCGAGUUGGUUUUUUCGUCCAGCUCGAGUAGCACAAUUAGCCGCCACAUGUUCAUUCAUUCGUAAGGAUGAAUAUAUAGCCUUAGCAGGUCCUUUAUCAACGCCGGGUAAUAUUCCACUGACCAAUUCAACGACUACAGCUGACUUAGCUGCUAUACCUGGACUGGUUAUAGCAGUGGUAUGCGCUGGAACUAGUCAAGAUAUUACAGCAAAGAAGCUAUUCCCAAUCGCUACAAUAAUUAAUUAUUGUGAAAAUGCAGGUCAAAUGUAUGAAGACGUUGCUAAUGGAGAAACUGCAAGUGUUGUAUUUGAUACAGUUCAAAAUGAAAUGUCAACUUUUGGUGUCGCUCAACGAAAUGGUCAAAAUCUAUCAGGUCUAAGAGUUUUACCAAAUACAGUAACACCUUUUGAUACCAUUGGAGGCAGCAUUUGCCUUUACAGUAAACGUUGA
Molecule: messenger RNA, 1011 nt
Organism: Didymodactylos carnosus
Lineage: Eukaryota; Metazoa; Rotifera; Eurotatoria; Philodinida; Philodinidae
Source: the annotation of a GenBank genome assembly